Messenger RNA from Kalmanozyma brasiliensis GHG001, 975 nucleotides. Its product is annotated as NUDIX hydrolase domain protein. Gene Ontology annotation, molecular function: endopolyphosphatase activity; bis(5'-adenosyl)-hexaphosphatase activity; bis(5'-adenosyl)-pentaphosphatase activity. Bases 1 to 975 code for a protein of 324 amino acids. NCBI's taxonomy places the organism in Eukaryota, Fungi, Basidiomycota, Ustilaginomycetes, Ustilaginales. The record is from RefSeq and is a predicted model, not a curated record. The transcript has a single exon. Gene Ontology annotation, biological process: diphosphoinositol polyphosphate metabolic process; adenosine 5'-(hexahydrogen pentaphosphate) catabolic process; diadenosine hexaphosphate catabolic process. Gene Ontology annotation, cellular component: nucleus; cytoplasm.
AUGGCCCCCAUCGUCAACGUCCACGCAGAGACUCUGCCCAGCGUCUCCCUUCGCCUCAGUCCAGGGACUGCACUCGGUGAUCUCAAGCUUCGCUUGGUGCGCAAGCUCGAACUCAACAUUCCCUUCGCCCAGCUCAGAAUCCGGUAUCGUUGGACCGACACCGACUACGCACUCAAAGACGGGGAGGACUGGAGCAUCUUCCAGGAGCGAGCAAAGGGACUGCAGGAGGUGAAUCUAUACGUCGAGCUUCCUGCUAGAUCCGAGCAAGGUGGUGGAGUCACGAGCAGCAGUACCAGCAAUAUCAGCGGCGUUGGUGUGGCUCGCGCUGCAUCUCCCACCACAGCCUUGUCCGCUCGUCCCUUGAAAUCGACCAAGACCUCAGCUGGCAUCGAGCCUACAAGCAGGAUGUCUGCAAUCAGGCCAAGAGAAGUGGCCGUAGCCAUUCCUGUCGAUGUUUUGCCCUGGCCAGAUUCGCGUCGCACACCACCACCGCGCUACGGGGUCGACGCGAGCCUCCUGCGUGUCUAUCUGGUCAGCUCUCGCAAGCAUGAUGGCAAGUGGGUGCUACCCAAGGGCGGAAUCGAAGACGGAGAGAAUGCACGUCAAGCAGCGCUACGCGAGAUGUGGGAGGAAGCAGGCAUCAUCGGCGAGCCUGACGUUCUGGCAACUCCAUCGCUUUCGGACAGAGGUUGCAGGUUGCUCCACAUCAAGGUGGACGAUCACAAGCCUCACAAGGACAGUCCGGGUAAGCAUGCGGACGAGGAAGGGUUCGUUCCCAGAGCACGUUACAUCGCCAUGGAGCUCCUCAUCUCGCAUACGACUGACGUCAAGGAUGACUGGCCAGAGAAGCACGAGCGUCAAAGAAAAGUGUUCACCCUCGAGGAGGCCGAAAAGCAGCUAGCGUGGAGACAAGAUCUACACACCAUCUUCAAGAUCUGGAAGGACAACCUUCCGGAGGCGACAAACGGGUCAUGA